Plodia interpunctella (Indianmeal moth) is the source of this 2225-nucleotide messenger RNA. RefSeq names its product solute carrier family 22 member 3-like. The transcript is spliced from 7 exons. Gene Ontology annotation, molecular function: transmembrane transporter activity. Gene Ontology annotation, biological process: transmembrane transport. Lineage: Eukaryota; Metazoa; Arthropoda; Insecta; Lepidoptera; Pyralidae. The record is from RefSeq and is a predicted model, not a curated record. Gene Ontology annotation, cellular component: membrane. The coding region runs from base 79 to 1893 and encodes 604 amino acids.
AUUAUCUGAUUUGUGUAAUGAGCCAUUUGAAGUCAGGACCUGCAGCUGGCAAGGCUGCGCCCACGUCCAUAUAAAAAAAUGGCAGAAGGUAACACGAAUACGGGUUUCUCCCAAGAUGACAUUGUCCCAGAAUAUAGUGCCAAUCACGAAACACCUGAAGAAAAUAUAAAGAAGAAUAGUGUUAUACAAGAUAGAAAAGUUAGCAUAGUCGUCAAUAGUUUACCUAAUGGAUCUGGAGACAGGAAGGGUAGUAUGCCAGGACCCAGGAUGAGUAGGAAAGGCAGCAUUUUGGAGAAGCCCAUUGAUUUGGACGACAUCCUGAUCAACGAGCUAGGACAAUUCGGGAAAUUCCAGUUCAUAAGCAUGCUGUUGGUCGCCGUCCCUAUCAUCAUGUCGGCUUUCAUGAGCGAGUAUAUCUUCUCCGCUGCUGCUAUUCCACAUAGAUGUCUAAUUCAUGAAUGCGGGGAGACGAGCGAGAACGCCGUAUUCGACACUCCCAGCCUGCUGCCUGCCUUCCCCGAGGACGAGAGCUGCAGGCGCUACUCGCCGCUGGCCAACGGUACCCUGGCCACUUGCCCCAGCACACUGUUCCACCAAACCGACCUGAUCGAUUGCGAUGGUUUCGUCUACGAGAGGACUAACUCUGUUGUUUAUGAUUUCGACCUUGGCUGUGAAGAUUGGCUACGUGCACUUGCCGGCACCCUCAACAGCGUAGGAACCCUCCUUGUACUACCGAUCACUGGCUUUGUCUCCGAUCGUUUCGGUCGUCGAGUCGCGCUCAUAAUCAGCGUGUUCAACCUCGGCCUCAUUGGCCUCAUCCGAGCCUUCUCUGUCAACUACCCCAUGUACCUCGCCUUGCAGAUCCUACAGACUACUCUCGGAGCCGGAACCUUCAGUUCAUCUUAUAUUAUAUUGACAGAACUGGUCGGCCCCAAGUACCGUGUGGUAACUAGUGCAACAUGUUCAUCCUUAUUUGCGGUUGGGCAAAUCGUAUUGGGCUCCGUGGCAUGGCUCGUGCAGCCGUGGCGUUACAUGAUCAUGACUCUCCACAUUCCUUGCUUCCUUAUCAUCAUUUAUUACUGGGUCCUGAAUGAGAGUGUAAGGUGGCUACUAUCCAAGAAGAAGUUCACCGAAGCGAGAGCUGUCUUGGAGAAAGUAGCCAAAGUGAACAAGAAGACCAUCAGCGAGAAGUCUAUGCACGCUUUGAUGAACCCUCCUCCGCCGUCAGUCACUGUUGAUGAUCAGGCCCCAGCUCCAGGUCUCUUCUCCACAAUCGUACGUUCUCCGGUGCUGCUCCGCCGCGUGUGCACCACGCCCAUCUGGUGGGUCACCACCACUUUCGUGUACUACGGCCUCUCCAUCAACUCCACCAGCCUCUCCGCCACUAACAUGUACCUCAACUACAUCCUCACCUGUGCCAUCGAGAUCCCCGGAUUUUUCACCGCAGUUCUUAUCCUUGACUGUAUCGGGAGGAAGACUACCUUGUCUAUUGGCUUCUUCCUCAGUGCCGCCUGCAAUAUCGCCUUCUCAUUUAUCCCAGACACCCUGCCCACCCUGAGCCUGAUCGUCUUCCUGCUGGGCAAGUUCGGGAUCUCCGUGGUGUUCACGUCGCUGUACCUGUUCACGUCGGAGCUGUACCCCACUCAGUUCCGACACACGCUUCUCGCCUUCUCCUCUAUGAUCGGCAGGAUUGGCUCCAUCACUGCGCCGCUCACUCCUGUGCUUGCGACGUACUGGAGCGGCAUACCGACCAUGAUGUUCGGGGCCAUGGGGCUGCUGUCUGGAGCGCUGGUGUUGACCCAGCCGGAGACGCUGGGCACGAGGAUGCCGGACACGCUGGCCGAAGCUGAGGCCAUCGGCCGGCCCGAGUCCAAGGUCAGACAGACCACGUGAUACUCGCUUUAGUUUUGUAACAACUAUUUAUCAAUGUCGCGGAUGCUUCGACGCGUGACAUAAAUUAUAUUAGAAACGAUGCAAAAUAUUAAUUGCACAUAAUGAAAAGUCUGUUUCCACAUUUUACAUAAUAUUUUAAAUUCCAACGGGAGUUUAGAAUUUUAUUAUAAUGGAAUGUGCACAGAUGAAAUUAUGUAAGAGAAAUGCUACAGAUAUCAAGUAGGUACUUAAAUAUAUAAAAUGUGCAAAACGACCUACCUAACUUAUUGAUUUAUUUAUAUUUGUUUACAAUAAUAUUAAGUUUUUUUAAAUUAUAUUUUAUAUCAACUUUC